Dermatophagoides pteronyssinus (European house dust mite) is the source of this 4370-nucleotide messenger RNA. RefSeq lists its product as uncharacterized. Gene Ontology annotation, molecular function: ABC-type transporter activity; ATP binding; ATP hydrolysis activity. The record is from RefSeq and is a predicted model, not a curated record. Gene Ontology annotation, biological process: transmembrane transport. Lineage: Eukaryota; Metazoa; Arthropoda; Arachnida; Sarcoptiformes; Pyroglyphidae. Gene Ontology annotation, cellular component: membrane.
AUCAACAACUUCAUGUGCAUCAUCAACAUCUUCGGCAUCAUCAGCAUCAUCAUCGUCAUCAUCAUCAUCAUCUGCACCAUCAACAACAUCAUCAUCAUCGACCUUUUCGAUCGCAUCACCAUUACAAUCAACAACAACACUGACAUUAUCGUCGACAAUAAAUUCAUCAUCAUGUUCACUAUCAUCAACAUCAGCAACAUCAUCAUCAUCAUCAACAACAAUAAAUGAUGCCAUUACUAGGGGCGAAGUGAAACGGCCGAUUGCAGGCCAAAUAGUGAAUAGUGAAAUAUCGUUAGCAUGGAGAAAUAUACGAUAUGAAGUAUCACCACAUUGGCCAUGGUGGCCAACAUCCCAACAACAAAGAACUAAAGUGAUAUUAAGACGUUUAAAUGGCCAUGUCCGCUAUCAAACCAUGACUGGUUUCAUGGGACCAAGCGGUGCAGGUAAAACUACAUUGCUUAAUUGUCUUAAUGGUAAUAUUCAACGAUUAUGUUCCGGUUCGGAAAUUUAUGUUAAUCGUGUUGAAAGAAAAAUACCUGUUUGUGGUUUUAUUGAACAACAUGUUCAUGAAACAAUUAUCGGUCGAUUGACUGUACGAGAAAUUUUACGAUUUGCAUUUCGAUUCAAAAAUUCUGAUUGUUCAAAUAGCCAAACUAUGGAUCAACAUAUCGAUAUGACUAUUGCCGAAUUGAUGCUUGAUUAUCGUUGUCUUGAACGUCAUUUUGAACAAUGUUCAGGCGGUGAACAAAAACGUAUAGCAGUUGCACAGGAACUAAUGUGUAUCGAUCGUAAACCACAAUUUUUAUUCAUUGAUGAACCAACUACCGGUUUGGAUAGUCAAGCAGCAUUAGAAGUAAUGAGAUGUUUACGACAAUUGACAGCUGUUCAUCGUAUUACAGUACUAGUAUCAAUACAUUUGCCAAAUGAUGAAAUAUUGCGAAUGUUCGAUCAGCUUUAUAUUUUAGCUAAAGGUGGUGUAGCUAUUUAUGCUGGAGCACCAGAAAAUCUUGGUCCAAAUUUACGAUUACAAUUAGGUAUUGAAGUUGAAGGUAGUCGACCACCUGUUGAAGAAUAUUUAAAAUUAGCUUGUCAUGGUAUCGAUGAUUCACGUGUUAGUCGAUUAGCUGAUCAAACACUUAUUGAAGAACAUCAAUAUUUACUUGCAAAUCAACAACAACUUCGUUUUUUAACUAAUGGAUCAGGAAUGCCAAGACGUUUAAAAUCAUUUACUAUUCGUGAUUUUUUUCUACAAUUAUAUCGUAUUUUUUAUAUUGUAUUUGUUGUCGAUUUUCGUAUACUAUCCUAUCAAUUAAUGGUUUAUGCUUGUUUCCUAUUGACUAUUGCAACCGUAUUUGAUCAUCGUAUGGUACGACCAUCAAUGUGUUAUCCAUUAGAUGAUCAAGAUAAUUCAACUAGUAGCAGCAGUAGUACAACAUGUCAACAACAAUUAGAUGAUGAAGCAUUUACUGAUAGUUAUAUUGCAUAUCAGGCAUUUUGUAAUCUAUUUUUUGGUGUUAUAAUGUUAGGUGUUGGAGCAAUAUUAUUUACACCAAUGUUAAAAAUGUUUCGUCAUGAACAUCGUAAUCGCUGGUAUUCGAUGUCAUCAUUUUAUUGGCCAUUUUUAUUGGUUCGACUAGUCGAAGUGACAAUGUUUUCAUUGUUCAUAACAAUAUUAAUAUAUUUUCCAACUGAACAUCAUCAAAUUGAUGGUUAUCGUAUAAAUUGGUAUCGUUUUUGGCAUUUUGCUUUUUUCAUUUGGCUUUCAUGUGUUUAUAUGCAAACAUUUGGACAAUUAUUAAGCCUAAUAUUUUUGGAUCAAUUAGAAAUAUCUAUAGUUAUGGCUCAAUUAUGGUUUAUACAAUUAAGUUUAGUCAAUGGUUAUUUAAUUAAUUUGGCACAUAUGAAUAUACCGAUUUUAAUGUUUGUAUCGGAUAUACUGGCAACAAAACCAAUAUCAAAUGGUUUAAUGUUUUCAUUUUAUGGUAUUGAUCGUUGUCAACCAGAAACUGAAAUGUCAAUAAUGAUGAUGAAAUUUAAUAUUGAUGAAUCACGUGUUUAUACACAAUUAACACAAGUUUUUAUCAAUAUGAUUAUUAUACGUUUAUUAACAUUUAUAUUGAUGUGUUUUCGAUUUAGUUUUGGUAAUAGAAAAUGGUCAUUAAUGGAUUGUUUUUGUUGUUUGAUUGAUAGUAAUCAUUCGAAUAAUAAAUUAACAAUAAACACUGGAUUAAGUCAAAUUGAACCAAUACCAAUUGAUUAUGGAAAAAAUCGUAAUAGAUUCACUAUAAAUGAUCAUAAAAUAAUUAAACUUUCGGAAAUUAGUCGAAUUAAACAUGGUAAAGAAAGACAAUUUGAACAAUUUUCAAGAAAUAAAAUUAUUGUUGGAUGGAGAUCGCUUAAUCUUUUUGCAUCUAGUUCGAUUAAAGAAAUACGUCCAGUACGACCAGAAUCACGAUUAAUUUUACGUAAUUUACAUGGACAAUUUCGUUUUGGAACAUUGAACGCUUUAAUGGGAACAUCAGGUGCAGGUAAAACAUCUUUAUUACGUGUUUUGAAUGGCCGUUGUAAAACUGAAUUAUCGGAAGAAACACAUAUUUAUUUAAGCCGAUUUACACCUAUAAGGAUAUGUUUUAUUACACAAGAUGUUUCUGGACAUUUAUUACCCGGAUUAACAGCAAAACAAAGUUUAGUAUAUGCAUCAAGAUUGAAAAACAGUGGUGAAGAGUGUGAAGGUCAAGUGGUUGAACAUGAAAAAAUUGCUAAAACAUUAUUGGAUGAAUUAGAUAUAAGCGAUACUGAAGAUACAUUGGUACAAGAUUGUUCAGGUGGUGAAAGAAAACGAUUGGCAUUAGCACUUGAAUUAACUGCAUUACGUAUGCCUAAUUUAAUUUGUAUUGAUGAACCAACAAGUGGUUUAGAUUCAAAUUCAGCAUAUAUUGUUGUUGCUUGUUUACGUCGACUUGUACUUCGUCAUAAUCUAACCAUUGUAGCAAGUAUUCAUCAACCAAAUACUGAAAUUUUAAUGAUGUUUGAUCAAUGUUAUGUAUUAGCAAGGGGUGGUGUAUCGAUUUAUUCCGGGCCACCAAAUCAAAUUAGUCAACAACUUGAAAAAAUUCCUGAAAUCAAUGUUGAUGUUGAUAAAUCUAAAUUUCCAAUUGAACAAUUAAUUAAAUAUUCAUCAUAUGCUUAUAAUGAUUCGGUUGUACAAAAAUUAGUAAAAUUAAAUGAACAACAAAUGUUAUCCAGUAGUGAUAGUCAAGAUUUAACCGAACAAACACAAUUAGUAAUCGAUGGUAUACAAUUGAAUCGUCCACAAUUUUCAUUAAGAUCUGUAUCAAUUUUAUGUCAACGAUAUAUGGUUUAUGUAAAAGGUUAUCUUUGGUUAUCAUUAAUGAUUUAUAUUGGUAUAUAUUUAUUUUAUGGACUUAUACUACGUGUAUUUUUUAGCGAUAAAAUUGCAUACACAAGUGGUUGUAUCGAUAUGGAAGAUGAUUUUAAUAGUACUUGUAAUCGUAAUCAAGAACGUAUUGAUCGUGAAAUGGAUUUGGCUAGUAAUUAUCGUUAUAAUUUUUAUCUAAAUUCAAUAUUUUUAUUUAUUGUUGUUUUACAAACAUCAUUAAAUUUUUCAAAAGAAUCUAUUUAUUUUUUUAAUGAACAUCGUAAUGGUUGGUACAGUACAGGUGCUUAUUAUGUGAUGAAAUCUUUAUAUGAUAUAACACCAAUGAUACCGGUUGUAUUUAUUUACAUAUGGAUUGUUAAUAUUUAUGAACCAAUAAGACCUGGAAUUUAUUGGUGGCUCGUACUAUUGGUAUUGAUCUCAGUCAUUGCCAUUCAAGGUAUGGGACAUCUAUUCGCAUUGUUAACUAAUGGUCAAUUUACAAUAUUGACUAUAACAAAUAUUGGUGUUUUUCUAUUCUUGGUAAUAUUAUCAAAUUUUUUCAAUCCAAUUGGUCGUAUGCAUUAUGUUUAUCAAUUAAUAUCAAAUCUAUCGAUUUGUCGAUUUUUAAAUGAAGCAACAAUUUUAUUACAAUAUGGUUUUGGUCGUUGUGGCCCGAAAGAAAUACAAGCAACAUUAUAUGUUAUGAUGUUACAUCAUGAUGAUCAUUUUUAUCAUUGUUUACAAAUGUUAUUAUUUAAUCUAUUAUUUUAUCGUGUAUUAUCAUUAGCUGUAUUAAUUGUUAAAUCAAAUCCAAUGGAAAAUCGUCGUCAACGUGCUGAAAAAAUUCGUAAAUAUCAAGAACAUAUGCGACCGUUAAAUUCUAUAAUACCCGGUCUGACGAUAUCUGAUCAACAAUUUUGUAUUAAAAAAAUUCAAAUUUAAUAUCAGCAAAGUUGAUUAAUCAAAAAAAUUUUUUUUUUAUAAAUGUUAU